Messenger RNA from Gopherus evgoodei (Goodes thornscrub tortoise), 3495 nucleotides. It is a transcript of the gene KLHL13, whose product is annotated as kelch like family member 13. NCBI's taxonomy places the organism in Eukaryota, Metazoa, Chordata, Testudines, Testudinidae. Gene Ontology annotation, molecular function: cullin family protein binding; ubiquitin-protein transferase activity. The coding region runs from base 428 to 2389 and encodes 653 amino acids. The transcript is spliced from 10 exons. Gene Ontology annotation, biological process: regulation of cytokinesis; protein ubiquitination. The record is from RefSeq and is a predicted model, not a curated record. Gene Ontology annotation, cellular component: Cul3-RING ubiquitin ligase complex.
UUGGCUGGGCUCCCUCCCUGCUCUGCAGUUAGGCCCCGCUCUGUUCCUCCCUGGGCACUAUUCACGGUUCUUGAUGUCUUUAGGAGACUGUGUAAUGCGAACUUGUGAAACCCUCUCAGCUCUUCGCACAGUUCCUUUGCACGGCUUCAGAGAUGCGCACAUGCACGUACUGGACCUUGUUUGAUUGCUAGAGGAGAGGGAUUCUUUUGAGAGUAAGCAUUCUGAGUGCUAACAAGAUAUUGAUACCAGCUUUCUGAGCUGCUGCAGUCAGCAACAGAGGAAAACCUCAAGGUCAGUUGAACCAGUAACAUGUCCUGAGGUGCAGCAGCAGCAGCAGAAGCAGAGAACAACUUUGUUCUUCUAGCAGCGGCAACAGAAGUGACAGCAGGUGCAUGAACAGCACAGAAGAUAAUUUUGCUUUUCAGGGAUGAUGUGGAGGGACACUUUGGGAGUUACUAACCUUGACGGCAUGGAUCAUUCUGUGCUCAGAGGGGAGAUGUCAGCAGUGCUUCAUGACAGAUCUCUAGUGGAAGAGGAAGAUCCUCACAUGAAAGUAUCUCUUGGUAGCAGCGAUAUGGGGGUGUCUGCCCAUCUACAGUCUUCAAAGACAGGGACCACACGAUUUUUCACCAGCAACACUCAUAGUUCUGUGGUAUUACAGGGUUUUGACCAGCUGCGAAUAGAAGGUUUACUUUGCGAUGUGACGCUAGUACCAGGCGAUGGUGAUGAAGUAUUUCCUGUUCACCGAGCUAUGAUGGCAUCAGCUAGUGAUUACUUCAAGGCUAUGUUCACAGGUGGAAUGAAGGAACAAGAUUUAAUGUGCAUUAAGCUUCAUGGUGUGAACAAAAUAGGUCUAAAGAAGAUUAUUGAUUUUAUUUACACUGCAAAACUUUCUCUUAACAUGGACAACCUUCAGGACACUCUAGAAGCAGCCAGUUUUUUGCAGAUUUUACCUGUUUUGGACUUUUGUAAAGUGUUUCUGAUCUCUGGGGUUUCUUUGGACAAUUGUGUUGAGGUUGGGCGGAUUGCCAAUACGUACAACCUCCCAGAAGUGGAUAAAUAUGUUAAUAAUUUCAUCCUGAAGAACUUGCCUGCGUUAUUAAGUACUGGUGAGUUUGUGAAACUCCCCUUGGAGCGUCUUGCCUUUGUGCUCUCGAGCAAUAGCCUUAAGCACUGCACUGAGCUCGAACUCUUCAAGGCUGCUUGUCGCUGGCUACGCUGUGAGGAGCCUCGAAUGGAGUAUGCUGCAAAACUCAUGAAGAACAUCAGAUUUCCACUGAUGACACCACAGGAUCUUAUUAAUUACGUACAAACAGUGGAUUUCAUGAGAACUGACAACACAUGUGUGAAUUUGCUUUUGGAAGCCAGCAAUUACCAAAUGAUGCCGUACAUGCAGCCAGUCAUGCAGUCAGAGAGAACUGCCAUUCGAUCAGACAGUACUCACUUAGUAACAUUGGGGGGAGUGUUAAGGCAGCAACUGGUGGUCAGCAAAGAAUUACGGCUGUAUGAUGAAAAGGCACAUGAAUGGAAAUCAUUAGCUCCCAUGGAUGCACCUAGAUACCAACAUGGCAUUGCUGUGAUUGGAAACUUUCUUUAUGUAGUUGGUGGACAGAGCAAUUACGACACGAAAGGGAAAACAGCGGUUGACACAGUCUUCAGAUUUGAUCCUCGCUAUAAUAAAUGGAUGCAAGUUGCGUCUUUAAAUGAAAAGCGUACCUUCUUCCACCUAAGUGCCCUCAAAGGACAUUUGUAUGCAGUUGGUGGUCGAAAUGCAGCGGGUGAACUAGCCACAGUGGAAUGUUACAAUCCAAGAAUGAAUGAAUGGAGCUAUGUUGCAAAAAUGAAUGAGCCCCACUAUGGUCACGCUGGAACGGUGUAUGGGGGAUUAAUGUAUAUUUCAGGCGGAAUUACCCAUGAUACUUUCCAAAAAGAACUUAUGUGCUUUGACCCUGACACAGACAAAUGGACUCAGAAGGCUCCAAUGACAACAGUCAGAGGUCUGCACUGCAUGUGUACUGUUGGAGACAAGCUUUAUGUUAUUGGCGGAAAUCACUUUAGAGGAACAAGUGAUUAUGAUGAUGUUCUAAGCUGUGAAUAUUAUUCACCCACUCUAGACCAGUGGACUCCAAUUGCUGCUAUGUUACGUGGGCAAAGUGAUGUUGGGGUUGCUGUCUUUGAAAAUAAAAUCUACGUUGUUGGAGGGUACUCUUGGAAUAAUCGUUGUAUGGUGGAAAUAGUCCAGAAAUAUGACCCGGAAAAGGAUGAAUGGCACAAGGUCUUUGACCUCCCAGAAUCACUCGGUGGCAUUCGAGCCUGCACUCUUACAGUUUUCCCACCAGAAGACAACACAGGGUCACCUUCUAGAGAGUCACCUCUUUCAGCACCUUAAAAAAAUCCUUUGACUUACGGUGUUGUGGUAAUACCUUUGCACUGCAUCAUGGAGUGUCUCAUUUUUCUUCAGUAGUAUCUGUUAGGCUUAGCCUACAGCAAUUGGUACAGUUACUGAGGGAGGAAAAAAAAACACUUGUGCUGUUUGUUUGGCCUAGAAUGUUUAUCGAGUGGUUGACAAAGAUUAUGGAAAAAUGUACUCAACAGAGCCAAAUCUUUAACAAGUGAAAAACGAGAUAUUGUCUAUAAAAUAUAUGAAUUAGGUACGUUUUUAAUGUUGUGUAUUGGGUGUGAGGUACCUUACAACUUACAUUAGGAAGCCCAAUAAAUUAUAUUGGAAGGGGUUGCAGUGAACAUGUAAUUAUGUUCACUUAAUUUUAUAUUUGAAAGUCUUUCUUCCUUUCAUCUUUGAUUGCAGAUUUUAAAGGGAGGCAGCCUACACCCAUGUGAACUAUGACAAAAGGUUGCCAGCAGGCCUGAGCUACCUCCCUCUUUUGACAGAGUAUUUUUGACAUAUCUCUUUACUGCCCAACUGGGUGGGUGCUUUAAGAGCGUAUGGAGUUUCUUAGGCAGACAGGAGAAAUCAAAUAAUAAUUUAAAAAAUAUUAAUAUUAUGCAGCAAGUGGACCCUGUGUAGGCCUGGGGUUUUUUAAUAACAUAUAUUGAGGGUUUUUUCCCUGACUCAAUUAAGUGACACUUCAAAGAGAAGACUUAAAAUGUUCGGGCUUUUUAAUUUUUGGUCUCUUCCCCCUCCUCCACACACCCAGUAAUCAGCUUCUGCUUAUAAGGGAGCUUUAGCUAUUAAUAAAUUGGAAUUCAGUACAGUUGUAUGACCUGUUGUAUGCCUGUAUUGAGUUAUGUAGAUAAGGGCUAGAAAUGUUAAUUCACGCCACUAAAUUUGACCAAAUUGUUCCUUCAGAUCAAAUUUAAUCUAAUUUUUCUCCUUUGCUGAUGAGCUAACUUACAUAUUACAUGUCCUCUGUAUAGUCUCAGUUAAUAAGGUUAUUUAGCACAAAGUGCAGCUUCAGCAGGAGAGCUGCUUUUUGCUCAGUGAACUCAGACUACCAUGUUUUACCUUCUUUUGUUCAAUAAAACUUUUAACUGCAA